Molecule: messenger RNA, 9229 nt
Organism: Lutra lutra (Eurasian river otter)
Lineage: Eukaryota; Metazoa; Chordata; Mammalia; Carnivora; Mustelidae
Gene: PRRC2B
Product: proline rich coiled-coil 2B
Exons: 32
Coding region: 160-6834 (2224 amino acids)
Biological process (GO): cell differentiation
Source: RefSeq, a predicted model, not a curated record
GCCGCGCCGCCGCCUCGCAAUCCGCCGCCAUCCCGCCGCCUCCGCGCCCGACCGCCGCCCGACUGCCAUCGCCCGGCCCAGUCGCGCCCGCGGAACCAGACCAGGCAGAUCGGGAGUGGUGCCGAGAAAAAUUUCCUUACUAGAUGACAUUUCAUCGCAAUGUCCGAUCGUUUGGGGCAAAUAACCAAGGGCAAGGAUGGGAAAAGCAAGUAUUCGACUCUCAGCCUGUUUGAUAAGUAUAAAGGAAAAUCAAUAGACGCGGUCAGAUCCUCAGUUAUUCCUAGACAUGGCUUACAGAGUCUCGGGAAAGUGGCCACAGCCCGGCGCAUGCCACCACCUGCAAACCUGCCAAGCUUGAAGUCUGAAAACAGAGGAAACGACCCCAACAUCGUGAUAGUUCCCAAGGACGGGACGGGAUGGGCAAACAGGCAGGAUCAGCAAGACCCAAAGAGUUCCAGUGCGACGGGCUCUCCGCCGCCGGAGUCGCUGCCGCAGCCGGGUUUGCAGAGGCCUGUCUCCAGCUUACAGAAGCCGACACAGUCGAGCAGCCAGGAGAACACAAAUUCAGUGCCAGGUGGACCAAAGUCAUGGGCACAGCUGAAUGGAAAGCCAGCAGGACACGAAGGUGGUUUAAGGGGCUCAAGCCGACUGUUAUCCUUCUCUCCCGAGGAGUUUCCGACGCUGAAAGCAGCUGGAGGGCAGGACAAGGCUGGCAAGGAAAGGGGCGUCUUCGAUCUGUCGUAUGGGCCAGGACCAAGCCUCCGCCCUCAGAAUGUGACAAGCUGGAGGGAGGGCGGUGGGCGAAACAUAAUUUCUGCCACGUCUCUGAGCGCCUCCCCAACUGAGCUGGGCAGCAGGAACUCGAGUGCGGGAGACGGAGCCCCCUCCUCGGCAUGCACCAGCGAUUCUAAGGACCCCUGUCUCCGCCCGGCUCAGCCUGUCCGCAAAGGGGCUUCACAGUUCGUGGGAAAUGUAUACCACCCACCUACAUACCAUGACAUGCUUCCUGCUUUUAUGUGUUCACCGCAGUCAUCAGAGAACCAGGGUACAGUGGAACGAGGAUCUUUUCCCCUUCCCCAGCUCCGUCUUGAACCCCGUGUUCCUUUUAGACAGUUCCAGAUGAAUGACCAAGAUGGGAAGGAGAGCAGGCUGGGCACGACUCGCCCCAUCCGCCCGCUGAGGCAGCUGGUGGGCCGGGCACCGCGGCCCACCAUCAUCAACGCUGAAAACCUGAAGGGCCUGGAUGACCUGGACGCAGACGCCGACGACGGCUGGGCAGGCCUGCACGAGGAAGUGGACUACUCCGAGAAGCUGAAGUUCAGUGAUGACGAAGAGGAGGAGGACGUUGGGAAGGACGGCAGGCCCAAGUGGAGCAGUUGGGACUCCAGACGGCAGCGGCAGUUGUCAAUGAGCUCCGCGGACAGUGCUGACGCCAAGCGUCCCCAGGAGGAAGGAAAAGACUGGGGCGAAGCAGUGACCCGUGUCAUCCGGAAAGUGCCAGAACCUCAGCCACCUUCCAGGAAACUUCACAGCUGGGCGUCCGGCCCUGACUACCAGAAGUCCUCGCUGGGCAGCAUGUUCCGACAACAGUCUCUUGAGGACAAAGAGGACAAGCCAGCCCCACGGCAGAAGUUUCUGCAGUCGGAGAUGUCUGAGGCUGUGGAGCGAGCCCGGAAGCGCCGGGAGGAAGAGGAGCGCCGAGCCCGGGAAGAGAGGCUGGCUGCCUGUGCCGCCAAGCUUAAGCAGCUGGACCAGAAGUGCAAGCAGGCUCAGAAGGCGGGCGAGGCCCAGAAGCAGGCAGAGAAGGAGGUGCCCCGAUCUCCAGGCACUGAGAAGCCGCCCCCACAGGAGAAUGGCCCUGCUAUGCGCAAAGGCUCUCCUGAGUUCUCUGCCCAGGGAGCCCCCAGCACGUUUUCAGAAGAAGCCCCCACGGCUCCUCCAGCCGUGGCCCAGAGCGGCGGCAGUGAGGAGGGGGCCAGGGAGGCUGGGUCCCCCGCGCAGGAGUUCAGCAAGUACCAGAAGUCACUUCCUCCCAGAUUCCAGCGCCAGCAGCAGCAGGAGCAGCUGUACAAAAUGCAGCACUGGCAGCCGGUGUACCCGCCGCCAUCCCACCCACAGCGCACCUUCUACCCCCACCAUCCCCAGAUGCUGGGCUUCGAUCCCAGGUGGAUGAUGAUGCCUUCCUACAUGGACCCACGAAUCCCGCCCACUCGCGCCCCAGUGGAUUUCUACCCGUCUGCCCUCCACCCCUCGGGACUGAUGAAGCCCAUGGUACCCCAGGACGCCCUCGGGGGGACCGGCUGUCGCUCUGAGGACCAGAGCUGCGCGCCGCCACUGCAGGAGAGGAAGGUGGCCGCCCUCGACCCAGCCCCCGUGUGGAGCCCCGAGGGUUACAUGGCGUUGCAGAGCAAGGGCUACUCGCUUCCCCAGCCGAAAUCCAAUGACACUUUGGCCAUGGACAUGCACGUCAGGAAUGAAAGCUCUUACUCUGCCUCACCCGGAAGGUCAGGGGGCGUAGGCGCCCAGCGCGAUCUCCUUGAGGAGAGAGGGGAGGAGUUCUUGAGUGCUUUUGACAAGAAGGCCCAAGCAGACUUUGACAGCUGUGUCUCUUCUCAAAGAAUAGGCCAGGAGCUUUUGUUUCCACCCCAAGACCAUGUUCAGGAAGCAGGUGCUCCUGGGGGUCACACCCCAGACCUCAGGUGUUCCCCGCUGGAGCCCGACUUUGCCCCAGCUGAGAAAAAGCCAGAGUAUAGCAAUUGGGACGUUAGCCACCCGCCAGAGACCACCGACACAGCCAACAGCAUCGAGAAGGGGGCGCCCCGGGAGGAGCCAUCGUUUAAUGUCUCCUCCUGGGAGAAGGAAGGGAGCCCCAACAAUCAGCCGCCCCUGCAGCCCGAGUGGACGCCUGAGCCCCGGGGCCCCAGCGGCCAGCACCCGGAGCAGACCGGCAGGACACGGAGGUCUGGGCCCAUCAAGAAGCCCGUGCUGAAAGCCCUCAAGGUAGAGGACAAGGAGAAGGAACUCGAGAAGGUGAAGCAGGAGCUGGGGGAGGAGGGUGCCCGCAUGGUCAAGGAGAAGGGGCCGGUUCACUCGGCGGACAAGGAUGAGGACGAAGAGAACGACCCUGCACUGGCCAAUUCCUCCCCCUCCCCGUUGGAGGACCAGGGCUCCGCUCGCGCUGGCUUGGGCCGUGAGGCCAGCAGGUGCGAAGAGGACGAGAAGCCCGACAGGGCCUGGGAGAGCAGACCCCCCCGGGAGUCCAGCGACACCCCCCCGACAAAGAGGAACAACUGGAUCUUUAUUGACGAGGAGCAAGCCUUUGGGGGCCGAGGGCAGGCCCGGGGCCGCGGCCGAGGCUUCCGAGAGUUCACGUUCCGAGGGCGGCCUGUGGGCGGCGGUCCCGGCCUCUGCAGUGGGGGGGCACUCGGGGCGCGGGGCAUCUACGGCGGCGGCCCGAGGAGCGGCCGCGGCCGGGGGCUGCGGGACCUCGGCCAGCCGGAAGACUUCCCCAGGGCCAAGCCGCGGCGGCGAAUAGCCAGCGAGACCCACAGCGAGGGCUCCGAGUACGAAGAGCUUCCCAAGCGGCGGCGACAGCGAGGCUCGGAGAACGGGAACGAAGCUGCCCUCCUGGAGCGGGAGGGCAGUGCCCUGAGGAAGGGGGACUUCAGGGACUCCUGGCGCUCCAGCAAGGUGUGCUCAGAGGACCACAGCAGCCUGGAGGCUAAGAGCCGAGGCCCUCGCACCUUUGGCCGGGCCCUCCCUCCCCGGCUGAGCAGCUGCGGCUACGGGCGGAGAACCUUCGUGUCCAAAGAGGCCGCCCACUGGCAGAACAAGAGCCCCGGCGCCCCCUGGCAGGAGUACAGCCCCCCAGACACGUGCGCGCCCCGGCGACCUGCAGACAGGGGCUGUGUCCCUGACGCCUACAGACAUUCUGACUCCUUUGGUGCCAGGGCCUUCGAGGACAGCCGCCUGGAGGACAAGAGGCCCUUCUUCCCUGACGACCACACGGCCGACCCAGAAGGCACAGAGAACCGGCCGUUCCGGAGAAGGCGCCCUCCUCGCCAGGACAAGCCCCCACGCUUUCGGCGCCUCCGGCAGGAGCGGGAAUCCCUGGGCCUCUGGGGGCCCGAGGAGGAGCCCCACCUGCCGGCAGGGCCAUGGCCAGGCCGGCCCAAGCUCUGCCCCGGGGACAAGAGUGGGUCCCCCGAGCUCUCGUACCAGAACUCGUCUGAUCACGCCAAUGAGGAGUGGGAGACGGCCUCCGAGAGCAGCGACUUCAGCGAGAGGCGGGAGCGGCGCGAGGGCCCAGGGGCUGAUCCCGACCCCCAGGCGGACGGCAGCCUGCCCGGGGCUGCUGUGGGUGAGAAGAAGGAGCUGGCCAAGAGGAGCUUCUCCAGCCAGAGGCCCCUGGCCGACAGGCAGAGCCGAAAGCUGGAGCCGGGGGGGUUUGGGGAGAAGUCGGUUAGGCCAGGUGGUGGUGACACUUCUCCCCGUUAUGAGAGCCAACAGAAUGGGACGCCUUUGAAACCCAAAAGGUCCCCAGACGAGGCCUUGCCUGGAGGUCUUGGUGGUGGUGGUGGUGGGAGCGGCCACUACGCGCUGGAGCGACCAGCCCAUGCCACUUCUGACACCCCCGACGCCCCCUGUGAGAAGGCAGAGAAGGAGGCCAAGCUGGCUGUUCAGAGGGCGGGUGAACAGGGAGAGACCAUGAAACAGUUUGACCUGAACUACGGAAAUUCCAUCAUUGAAAACUGCGGGUCCAGCCCUGGGGAGGAGAGUGAAGUGGGCCCCAUGGCGGGUGAAGGCUUCAUCGAGGUCCUCACCAAGAAGCAGCGCCGCCUGCUGGAAGAAGAGAGGAGGAGGAAGGAGCAGGCCGUGCAGAUGCCCGUCAAGGGGCGAGGUCUUUCCUCCCGUAUUCCUCCCCGGUUUGCUAAAAAGCAAAACAACUUGUGCCUGGAGCAGAGUGACGUGACCGUGCCCAGCAGUAGCCUGGGCACCGAGAUUUGGGAGAGCAGCAGCCAGGCCCUCCCUGUUCAGGCCCCGACCAACGACUCCUGGACAAAAGCCGCCACUGCCUUCAGCAGCGCCGAGCCUGGCUCUGCCGAGCAGGGUUUUAAGAGCAGCCAGGGGGACAGCGGCGUUGACCUGAGCGCUGAGUCUCGGGAGUCGUCUGCAACCUCCUCCCAGCGCAGCUCCCCGUACGGCACCCUGAAACCGGAGGACAUGAGCGGGCCUGGCCUGGAGCCCAAGGCUGACGGCCACAAGGAGCAGGCUCAGAAGCAGUCCGAGCCGAAGGAUGCAGAACAAGGGUCAGCACAGAGCAAGGAGCACAGACCGGGACCCAUCGGCAAUGAGCGGUCUCUGAAAAACAGAAAGGGCUCGGAGGGGGCCGACCGGCUGCAGGGGGCCGUUGUCCCGCCUGUUAACGGGGUGGAGAUUCACGUGGACUCUGUGUUGCCGGUGCCGCCCAUUGAAUUUGGAGUCAAUCCAAAAGACUCUGAUUUCAGCUUGCCGCCUGGCUCUGCCUCUGGUCCUGCGGGGAAUCCGGUCGUCAAACUUCAGGAUGCCUUGGCCAGUAACGCGGGCUUGGCGCCGAGUAUCCCCAUUCUCCGGCGUGACCAUCACAUCCAGAGGGCCAUCGGCCUCUCCCAGAUGUCCUUCCCCACCGCGGACCUCACCCUGAAGAUGGAGUCUGCACGCAAGGCUUGGGAAAACUCACCCAGUUUGCCAGAGCAGAGCUCUCCCAGCGGGACGGGCUCAGGCAUCCAACCUCCAUCAUCUGUGGGAGCCUCCAACGGGGUCAGCUACAGCUCCUUCGGUGGGGUUUCCAUGCCUCCCAUGCCUGUGGCCUCUGUCGCGCCUUCAGCUUCUCUUCCAGGCAGCCACCUGCCGCCUCUCUACCUGGACGGCCACAUGUUCGCAAGUCAGCCCCGGCUGGUUCCCCAGACCAUACCUCAGCAGCAGAGUUACCAGCAGGCUGCCGCCGCCCCGCAGAUCCCGCUUUCCCUUCACACGUCUCUGCAGGCUCCAGCCCAGCUGGGACUGAGGGGCGGGCUGCCCGCCUCCCAGGCUCAGGAGAUCUUCAGCUCCUUGCAGCCCUUCAGGUCUCAGGUGUACAUGCAUCCCAGCCUGUCGCCGCCCAGCACCAUGAUUCUCUCUGGAGGCACAGCCUUGAAGCCUCCGUACUCGGCAUUCCCUGGCAUGCAGCCCUUAGAGAUGGUGAAGCCCCAGUCCGGCUCCCCCUACCAGCCCAUGAGUGGAAACCAAGCCCUGGUGUAUGAGGGCCAGCUGGGUCAGGCUGCUGGCCUGGGCGCCUCCCAGUUGUUGGACUCCCAGCUCCCACAGCAGCUGACAAUGCCGUUGCCGGGCUCCCAGCUCCCCCUGCCACGGUAUGGCUCUGGGCAGCAGCCCCUAAUUCUGCCACAGUCCAUCCAGCUGCCGCAGGGGCAGAGCCUCUCGGUCGGGGCCCCCCGAAGAAUCCUUCCACCCGGCUCCCAGCCUUCGGUCCUUAACACCAGCAGAGAGUCCUCUCAGAUGGAGAUGAAGGGCUUCCACUUUGCCGACAGUAAACAGAAUGUUUCUUCCGGAGGCUCCGUGGCGUCACCGCAGACUUACAGGCCUAGCUCUGCUAGCCCCAGUGGGAAGCCCUCUGGAUCAGCAGUUAACAUGGGCUCUGUGCAGGGACACUACGUUCAACAGGCCAAACAACGAGUGGAUGAAAAACCCAGCCUGGGAAGCGUGAAACUGCAGGAGGCCCCCUCAGCCGCCUCCCAGAUGAAGCGAACUGGAGCAAUCAAGCCUCGGGCAGUCAAAGUGGAGGAGAGCAAGGCCUGAAGGUGCUUGGCCACGCCUCGCCCCCCCACCUUGAGGACAGGGCCGCCGCUCGGCCUGGACACAGCCAGACUCGCGGACAUCUCGGACACCUCACCAGAUCCACUGUCCAACCACCUGGCCCAGACUGAGAGACCUCCCUUCCCUUCUCCACUCCCGAAAGCUCUGUGUCCAGCCAGCUUGCCCCCGUGGAUGUGGCAUUGACCUGCUCGCUUUACUACGAAGCAAACAAGCAAACGACCCCGUCCCCGUGUCUUCCCCGCCUCCUGUCCACAGUGACCGUGGAGUGACUCGAGCCUUUGUGCAGUACAGAUGACCCUGUCCCUCCCUCUCUCUCCCUGCCCCCCACCCAGCACCCCAGGCCCCAGGCGUAGUGGUUUGACAGCAGGGCCGUUUCAGUUCGAGGCUUUUUGUUUUAAAAAGCAGCUAAGUUUUUACAAAGGAGAAAGGAAAAGAAAAACAGAAGCUAUGUGUGCAUAGCUGAACUUUUAUACACUCGCCAUCGUCUCCUCCCCUCCUCCGUCCCAGUACCACACUUCCCCCUCUCUCCAGGGCUGCCGCCGGGCUGUCCCUGUGAUUCCUUAACGCAGGACUUUCGGGCAGAUGUGCCCCCGCCCCCUGCACUCCCUCAGCGGGUUAACCGGUACCGGUUCUCGCAGAAACCGUGGGCACGCCGGCGGGCGGCUCCGUGUUCAGGGGCAGCGAGGGAGAGGGGCAGGUUAGGCUGGUGUUUUGCGGGGGGGGGGGGGGGGGGGUUCUAGCGCCUGGCCUGAUGGUCGGUCGCUGGAGCUUCGGGGCAGCCCAGUGAAGCCGAUCGCAUUUUUAGCGUAAUCGUGACACGCGGUUUCUGUCCUGGACUCUUCUAAAGCCAGUGGACAUGCGAGCAUGGGGCAGCUGAGGUAAAUCACAGAGAUGUAGAGUCACUGGUGUUUCCCGGGGCUGUCAUCGGACCCGCAUGCCCUUCCUGGAAGCCUUCCAUAACAUGCCCUCCUCCUUUCCUCCUGAGCCUCUUUCUUGUCUGGGUCCUCCUGUCCCACCACCACCUUUCACACAGCUGGCCCCUGGAAGCCGCGAGGCUCCCUCACGUGGGGUCAGGGCCGCGCGGCUGGCCACCUGCUGGGGUCUGUGGCCCGCAAGGCUGCUGCGCGAGCUUUUUCUCCUUGGCCCGGCUCCCAGCCACACACCCGGGUGGUGGGGCACAGUGGCCUGAGCUGGGCUGUGGGCGGCCGUCCUCCCGGACAGCUGGGGCGGGCUCCGGGGGGAGGGUGGGUUGCGGGUCUGAUCCUUGUUCCACCGCAGCCGUGGGCAGCCUCGGGAAAAAGCGUGUAGGGACGCUGCCAGCAGGAUGUUUGUGUGAGCCACCUCAUGCUGGGUUUUUGUUCUUUCUUUUUAAAAAUAAGACCUAAAAGGAAAUCACCCCCGAUUUUGCCAUUCCAAGGAGAGGGGAAAGGAAAUGUCAAGUUUUGUACGUGCUCUUCAGGGUAACUAACUGGCCAGCCAUGUUCCUCCACGACAGGGAGGACCUAGCUCAGGACGAGCAGGAGGUGAGCGGCGAUGAGCCCCACAGAGUCCAGCCUCGGGUCACCGCUGCUGUGUGACGCCCCAUGGCCCUGAGCGCUGUGUCCAGCCUAGAACCCGGUAGGGAGCAGCGCCUCAGGGCCCUUUGCUGCUUUAAGGACUCAGGGUGCGUCCCGCCAGCAAGAGUGUGGGUUGACGCGAGGCUCCUCUGGACAGGGCCGGCAUUCUUGGAAGACGCUCUCGCGCUUCCUGACAGCUUUGUGUUGCCCUUCCUGCCUCCGCCCUCAGACUGGGCUUCCGCCAGCUGGCCAUCUCCAUGCCUGAAUCUCGAUUCUGCGGUCCCUUCUCCGAGGGCUGCUCUCUCGACGAGUUGCCCACUCUCGCCUGCCCAGUGUGCUCAUCUGCUUUCUCUUCCCUGCCAGUGUGCGACCACUGUCCCUGUGACCGGCUGCCCUGCCCGCCGCUCCCCUCUGCCGCCACCUGCCUCCCCUGCCCAGCUGCCCCUGUGGGAGCCACACACAUUCCCCGCUGCCUGCACACUCAGAAACACCGCCAGGCCCGCACACCUAGUAGCGGUGCAUGUUGUAUGUCAGAAGGAAGGAAAAGGUUUUCUCACUUUGCAUUCCGGCAGAGCAGCCCUGGAUGCUAUUGGAAACGCAAGGUGUACCCUUCAGGUGGACCUGCCCUCAGCAAGACAGUGCUUCCUGUUUGAGAAAAAAAUAAAAACAAAAGGUCACCUGUUCGCCAGCCCUUUCCUCUACCCUUGUAUUUUCUCUCCUCCCCCUUCCCAAUAAAAACAGAAAACACUAGAAUUUAUUUAUAUGUAUUGAUGUUGUAGGUCUAGGUGAAAAAAAGUAAAUGUUUCACUGCUCUAUUUAUA